Messenger RNA from Thamnophis sirtalis, 2537 nucleotides. The record is from RefSeq and is a predicted model, not a curated record. Lineage: Eukaryota; Metazoa; Chordata; Lepidosauria; Squamata; Natricidae.
ACCGCUUAGAGAGGACUGAAAGCCCUAUGAAGCAGUAUAUAAGUCUAACUGCUAUUGCUAUUGCUACUUUACUAUUUGCAAGCAAGCCAUGUCUCUUUUAUAUUAUAUCAGAAAAUGUAAUUUUUCAUGAAUGUCACUUACAGAACUACCAGUGGAGGAAAAAGAGCAGCCUGCAUCAUCUCUGAAUGUAGGGACUGCAUUGCUUGGUGAAACAGAUAGUGAAGCUGAACUUGUGUCAAGAAGGCCUGGUGCAGAAAAAGCAGAAACAAACAAAGAACAAACACUCUGUGUAGCUUACAGUUCUGAACAAUCAGACCAAGUUAGAAAUACAGAAGCCCUUCCAAAAACAUCAUUACCCAGAUCGCUGGGAUUUCUAUCUUUAAUCUGUAAAAUUAAUACUGAUGAAAAGAUAGCUGCUAAAGAAAACAACAAACCUCCCCAGAAAGCCUGUAUGUUGAUUUCUGAAAAUACCACUGAAUGUCCAGCUUCAACUUCCAAAGACAACAACACAGAGAUUCAGGAAUACAGUUCACUACCAACAACCAUGCUGUCACCUUCAAAAUAUGAGAGUGGAAGCUGUUCUUCUGUUCAGGUUUUACCUGAGGAAGAGGUUUCUGUUAAGGAGCAAGAAAAAGAAGAGCCAAUAAGCAUUUCAGAAUAUUUCUUUAGUGAUAUUUUUAUGGAGGUGGAUGAUUCAGAAUAACCAUGAAGAUUAUGAGAUGAUUGGUUUCUAAUAAUCCUAGAAGCAAUGUAAUAUCUUAAUUAAACAAAUGAUUUAUGUUUAAUAUAUUAAUAUUAAUAUAUUAAGAGGAAACUUGUUGAAUGAGAAAUAUUUUCUUUUAUUCUGAGCAGUCUGAUAUUUUUGAAACUGAUGAACAAGUAUGUUAAAUGUUAAGAUGUACAUGAUCAGAAAAGCUGUGUUUUUGUUUGAAUUAUGUUACAUUUUUCUAAACAUGCAUAUUUAGAAAGAUAUAGAAAUGCAAUGAGGAAUGGCAGAAUGCUCAUAUGCCAUGUCAACACUAUUUAUGUAAAUAAUAUUUGCUUCUUUUUGUGAAGUAAAUCUUUAUGGAAGGGAGAAUAUUAUCUCUAAAAUAAACAAAUUCUGGACAUUUCAACGUAAUAAGUACGUUAUAGGUAACGAAAUCUGAAGUCAACUUAUUUUUAUGUAUUUUUAUAAUGAAUAUAUGUGAAUUGUUUCAAAAAUAAUGUUUAAUGACUUUAAAUGUACAGACAUAAAUGUGAAAAAAUAUUUAAGUUGAAUGUACAGAAGGAUAAUUAUUCUGUGUUAAUUCUGUUCAUCCUGAAAAUACAUAGCUUCGCUAAAUUUUAUUUAGUACUAAGUUGCUAAAUUUAUGAAGCGAUGAGCUGCCAUUUUACAACCCAGGUAUACCAGUGAAGAGAAUUCAAAUCAAAUGUAUGAGAGAGUAAGAGUUGCCCCAACGUCAUAAAUACUCUUAUUUUCCGCUUUUUUGUAAUUUAAUCCCCCCCCCCUUAUUGCCCUGAAUUACUUGUUUAAUAACUCAAGCUAUACAUAUACGGUAUUCCAUUUCUCAUUGGAUUUUUUUUCUUUUUGAUCUGUAGUAUGAUUAGGACUGAAAAAAGGAACCCUAAAAGUUAAAAUAACUUUUAAAUUAGCUAUUGGAUCCUAAAUUCAAUUAGUGAUUGGAGAAUUUUUUUUCUCUAUAUAUUUCUUAAUCUAUGCAAUAUUAUGAAAAUAAUUGUCUGCAUCUACCAUUGUUCAUGUAUACCAUUUUGAAUAAUUAAGAAGCUAUUUUUAUUUCGCAAAUUUAUUCUGUGCAAAUGUGACUGUAGGUAGACAUUGCAUUAUUGCUAGAUUUCACAUGAAAGGUAUUAGCAUUUUUAAAAAUUCAAACAUAGACAAUUGGUUGGAUCCAGAUUUUUAAAAAAAUUACAGUUAAUAUUUGUCAUGACCAAAGAUGAUUUUAUUUCAGUGCCUCUUCUCUAAAGGUAUCCAAGUCAGUAUUCUAGUUAUUAGUAACAAACUCAGUACUCUAUGAGACUUAGAUCAAAUAUUCAGUGGUAAGAAUUAACCCAAAUAGUUCCACCAUAGAGCAGCCUGGGUUCAUAUUAACAUAUGGAAGAAUAUAUCCUCAAAAAUCCAAAAUAAUUUGCUGUAAUAAUUUUAAAUUUCAAUGAAAAAAAUGUAGCAUAAAAAUCUUAUUAAAGAAACCAAGCUAUAAGGUGCCUUACCUUUCCUUGCUAAGUGGAAAGAACAAGAAGAUCCUGUUAAUGUUUAUUAUAAACUAUAGUAUGUUUUCUUGACAAUGUUUACAAAAUUCUUUAAAAUAUACAGGUUCCUUUAUAGCAAAAUCAAUAUAUUUACUGAUGACAGAAAUACAAAUAACCUUGGUUAAUUGGCAGAACAUCUCAUUUUAAUUAAUAUGCAAAAAGGGUUCCUUUUGUGAAAAGUUUGAUACAUAUUUUCAGUGAUAUGUAAUGUUCACGUGAAAGCUUUCUCUUUCAAAGAAAGCAAGCAUAUAUAUGUAAAUUAUGUGAAUAAAUUUUUAUAUGAAUUA